Schistosoma intercalatum is the source of this 426-nucleotide messenger RNA. The record is from the annotation of a GenBank genome assembly. Lineage: Eukaryota; Metazoa; Platyhelminthes; Trematoda; Strigeidida; Schistosomatidae.
AUGUUUUGCACGUUAUCUCAAACCUUUAUUUCUGAACCAAAGUUUAAUGAAAACUCCACCCCUGCUUCCAAAACAGUAAAUGUUCGAUUUGUUGAUCGAAAUGGUAACAUCAGACAUCUUGAAGGAGAAGUUGGAGAUAAUUUGAUGGUACUGGCCCGCCGGCAUAAUAUUGAAAUAGAGGGUGCUUGUGAGGGUUCUCUGGCAUGUUCCACUUGCCAUGUCUAUAUUGAUCAAAAAUUUUAUGAUCUGCUCCCACCUGCUUCUGAGGGGGAGGAAGAUAUGUUAGAUUUAGCUGUUUUCCUACAAGAAAACUCCAGGUUAUCCUGCCAAAUAGUGCUGACCAAAGAACUAAAUGGAAUGACAAUCACUUUGCCAAAGGCUACAAGAAAUUUCUAUGUUGAUGGACAUAUUCCACAACCUCAUUAG